Herpailurus yagouaroundi (jaguarundi) is the source of this 1916-nucleotide messenger RNA. RefSeq names its product tripartite motif family like 1 (gene TRIML1). Gene Ontology annotation, molecular function: protein binding. The record is from RefSeq and is a predicted model, not a curated record. Bases 96 to 1583 code for a protein of 495 amino acids. Lineage: Eukaryota; Metazoa; Chordata; Mammalia; Carnivora; Felidae. The transcript is spliced from 6 exons.
ACAACACAGAAACUGACCACCCACCUGUUACUCAAAACAAUAGAACCUCAGGGAGGACUUUUCUAAUCCCGGAAUAGAGGCAGCACCUUGCCUUGAUGUCUUUCUUUGUAAAAAUGUCUACAGCAGAUUUGAUGGAGAAUCUCAGGGAAGAACUGACCUGUUUCAUCUGCUUGGACUAUUUCACCAGCCCGGUGACCACUGAGUGUGGGCACAGCUUUUGUCUGGUGUGUCUCCUGAGGAGCUGGGAGGAACACAGUACUCCUUUAUCUUGUCCUGAGUGCUGGAGGGCCUUGGAGAGUCCACACUUCCAGCCCAAUGAGCGUCUGGGGAGGCUGGCUGGCAUCGGCAAACAGCUCCGAUCCCAGGUGCUGCAGAGCGAGGGCGGACAAGGCGGCUCUGGGAGAAUGCUGGCAGUCGCUAAGGCUUUUUCUGAUGAGCAGCAGGGUGUAAACGCUUUCUCAACCCAGUGUCACGGAAUAAACAGAUUGUAUCCCUCCAGUGAGGCUGAGGAGCGUCACAAAGAGAAACUCCAGGAAAUCUUAAAUCUUUUGCGUAAAAAGAAAAAGGAAACUCAGGUUGUAUUAUCCCAUGAGAAGGAGAGAGUAACACUGUGCAAGGAAGAGACAAAGGCCUGUAAGCAGGUUGUUGUGUCAGAAUAUGUAAAAAUGCACCAGUUUUUGAAGGAGGAGGAACAACUACAGCUCCAGUUACUGGAAAAGGAGGAAAGGGAGAACAUGAAGAAGUUGAGGGACAAUGAGAUCAAGCUGACCCAGCAAAUAAGAAGCCUAAGCAAGAUGAUUGAGCAGAUAGAGUCCACCUGUCAGCGCUCCACUUUAGAAUCUUUUGAGGAUGUGAAAGGAACACUGGAAAGGAGUGAGCCACUCUUGCUCCAGUGUCCAGAGGCGGCCGCCACGGAACUGAGUCUGUGCCGCAUCACUGGAAUGAGGGAGAUGCUAAAAAAAUUCAGCAGUAAGUCAGCCUCGUUUGUCAAACCUCCAGGGAUUUGCAGACUGAACUUCAGUGUGUACGAGGCGGACAUAACUCUGGAUCCAGCUACAGCCAAUGCCUAUCUUGUCUUGUCUGAGGAUCUGAAAAGCGUGAGACAUGGAGGAAUCCGACAGCACUUACCCGACAACCCAGAACGAUUUGACCAGUCUGCAACUGUGCUGGGCACUCAGAUAUUCACCUGUGGGAGACACUACUGGGAGGUGGAGGUGGGCAACAAGACCGAGUGGGAAGUGGGCAUUUGCAAGGACUCCAUGAGCCGAAAGGGCAAUCUCCCGAAGCCACCUGGGGACCUCUUCUCACUUAUAGGCUUAAAAAUUGGAGAAGAUUAUAGUCUUUGGGUCUCAUCACCUUUAAAAGGUCAACACGUCCGAGAGCCUGUGCAUAAGGUUGGCGUUUUCUUAGACUACGAGUGUGGACACGUAGCGUUCUACAACGUGACAGAUGAGUCCCUCAUCUACAGCUUCCCUCCAGCCUCUUUCCAAGAGGCUCUCAGGCCGAUCUUCUCCCCUUGCCUCCCAAAUGAAGGGACGAACACGGGCCCUCUUACCAUCUGCUCACUGAACAGUUAUGUCUGAGGGACAUGCCCCCGAGCCUUCACCAAGGAUGAGGUCUAAGACCAACAGAUGAUUAUUAAUUAAGAUGAUUUAUGCAUUGACACUAUCAAUAUUGGGUGAUCUUAAAGGAAAGCCCCUGAAAAGGCUUUCUGUUAACUUGAGCCACAAUCAACGACCAAGUUGGACAAUCAACUUUCAACACCAUAGAAGGCUGAUCAAAUCCUGUCUUUGACCAAAUUCAUUAUCUAGACUGUCCCGCAUACAUGGUGGUCACUGAAAAUGUAGAGAAAGAAUUAGCCCCUAUUAUCCCUGAUCCCAUUGUCAUAGGCCAGUUUUAUAAAUGUAUGUCAUGUU